AACUCCGACAUGGCUGCGCCCGGGCACUCCAGGUGCACGUGAGAAAGACCGGGCUACCGGCGUCUCUGAGUACCACGUGUGAGCUGCUUUCUCUUCCCUCCUGCCCGCCGAGCACUUCCAGCUUUCCUGAGGCCCUCGGGGGGCCGCUGCCCGUUGGCAACCAUGAAACCAAAGCCGGUUUCCCACAAGACCGAGAACACCUACCGGUUUCUUACCUUUGCUGAACGAUUGGGGAAUGUGAACAUUGAUAUCAUUCACCGUAUUGAUAGAACCGCAAGCUAUGAUGAGGAGGUUGAAACCUACUUCUUUGAGGCUUUGGUGAAAUGGAGAGAAUUGAACCUUACGGAGCACUUUGGGAAAUUUUACAAAGAAGUCAUUGACAAAUGCCAGUCAUUCAAUCAGUUGGUAUAUCAUCAAAAUGAAAUAGUUCAGAGUUUGAAGACUCACCUGCAAAUUAAGAACAGUUUUGCCUACCAACCCCUUUUGGAUUUAGUUGUACAAUUAGCACGAGAUCUGCAGACUGAUUUCUAUCCCCACUUUGAAGAUUUCUUCCUGACCAUCACCUCCAUCCUGGAGACUCAAGACACAGAGCUGUUGGAAUGGGCUUUCACCUCGCUGUCAUACCUUUACAAGUACCUGUGGAGACUGAUGGUGAAGGACAUGUCCAAGAUAUACAGUAUGUACAGUACCCUCUUGGCUCAUAAAAAACUACAUAUAAGAAAUUUUGCUGCUGAAAGCUUUACUUUUUUGAUGAGAAAGGUCUCCGAUAAAAAUACACUUUUCAAUUUAAUGUUUCUUGAUCUUAAUGAACAUCCAGAAAAAGUAGAAGGAGUUGGACAGUUGCUCUUUGAAAUGUGCAAAGGAGUUAGAAAUAUGUUUCAUUCCUGUACAGGCCAGGCAAUGAAGCUAAUUUUGCAAAAGCUAGGACCAGUUACUGAAACAGAAACUCAACUACCAUGGAUUUUAGUUGGAGAAACACUUAAAAACAUGGCCAAAUCCACCGUAGUCUACAUCUACAAAGAACAUUUUGGUAUAUUUUUUGAGUGUUUGCAAGAAUCACUCCUGGAUCUGCAUAACAAAGUGACAGAAUCAAACUGCUAUGAGAGUUCUGAACAGAUUAGGCAGUUGCUAGAAACAUAUCUGAUACUUGUGAAACAUGGAAAUGGAGCAAAGGUAACCAAGGCUGCUGAUGUUUGUAAGGUUUUGUCUGAAGCUUUACAAACAGCCCAUCUCUCCACAUCUUGUCGGGGGACCCUCUUGGAUGUCAUUUCUUCUUUGAUCCUAGCUGAAAAUGUUUCCUUGCCAGAGACCCUCAUCAAAGAAACUAUAGAAAAAGUUUUUGAGAGCCAUUUUGAGAGACGUUUAAUUUUUGAUUUUUCUGAAGUCAUGUUUUCUAUGAAGCAGUUUGAGCAGCUGUUUCUACCGAGCUUUCUCUUGUACAUUGAGAAUUGCUUCUCGAUUGGUGACUCUGUGGUCAACGAAGAAGCACUGGCCACUUUAGCCAAGCUCAUCCUGAACAAAGCAGCUCCUCCCACUGCUGGCUCCAUGGCGAUUGAAAAGUACCCUCUGGUGUUCUCUCAGCAGACAGUGGGGUCCUACUUAAAGCAGAGGAAGACCAACUCCAAGAGAAGAAAGGAUGCGUUUCCAGUGUUGGACCAUCUGUUGUCUAUAAUUCAGUUACCCCCCAAUAGAGAUUCUACUUACCUUUCACAUUCCUGGGCAGCCCUUGUGGUAUUACCUCAUAUCAGACCUCUUGAGAAAGAAAAGGUGGUACCACUAGUGACCUGCUUCAUAGAGUCGCUCCUCAUGACUGUUGACAAAGGGAGCUUUGGAAAAGGAAACUUAUUUGUCCUCUGUCAAGCUGUAAAUACUCUACUAAGUUUGGAAGAGUCUUCUGAACUCCUUCAUUUGGUUCCUGUGGAACGUAUCAAGAAUUUAGUAUUAACAUUUCCGUCUGAGCCGUCUGUGUUGCUGUUGGCUGAUCUCUAUUAUCAGAGGCUAGCCUUAUGUGGCUGCAAAGGACCACUCUCUGAGGAAGCUUUACUGGAAUUAUUUCCCAAGUUACAGCCAAACAUUUCCACUGGCGUCUCUAAGAUUCGGCUUUUGACAAUAAGGAUUCUAAACCAUUUUGACAUUGGGCUUCCAGUUUUGAUGGAGGGUGACGGGCUCUUGGAGAGGCAGUCAGCCUUUGCUAUAUUACGCCAGGCAGAACUUGUCCCAGCAACUGUGAGCGAUUACAGAGAAAAGCUUCUUCACUUGAGAAGGCUGAGGCACGACGUGGUGCAGGAUGCAGUCCCUCAAGGACCAUUGCAGGAGGUGCCGCUUCGUUAUUUGUUAGGCAUGCUGUACAUCAACUUUAGUGCCCUCUGGGAUCCUGUUAUUGAACUCAUAAGUUCUCAUGCCCAUGAAAUGGAAAAUAAGCAAUUUUGGAAAGUCUACUAUGAGCAUCUAGAAAAGGCAGCUACACAUGCUGAGAAAGAACUGCAGAAGGACAUAAGAGAUGAAGGGCAGUCCAUUGGCGAUGAAAGUUGGGACCAAACCCAGGAAGGAGACAUUGGGGCUCUUUACCAGAAGCAGUUAGCAUUGAAAACUGAUUGUCGUGAAAGACUGGACCAUACCAACUUUCGAUUCUUGCUUUGGCGAGCUCUGGCCAAAUUUCCAGAAAGAAUAGAACCAAGGUCCAGGGAACUCUCCCCACUUUUCUUGAGAUUUAUCAACAAUGAGUAUUACCCAGCAGAUCUACAGGUGGCUCCAACCCAGGAUCUAUGCAAAAAAGGCAGAGGAGCGGUGGCAGAGGACGUGGACGAAGAGCCUGCUGCUGGACAAGGUGAAGAGGUAGAGGAAGAAGCAGCGCCCCAGGAUGAAGUACCCCAGAAGAAAAAGACAAGAAGAGCUGCAGCAAAGCAGUUAAUUGUUCAUUUGCAAGUCUUCUCUAAAUUUUCAAACCCACGGGCCUUAUAUCUGGAAUCCAAGUUAUAUGAAUUAUAUCUUCAGUUAUUGCUACACCAAGAUCAAACAGUACAAAAAAUAACCUUGGAUUGCCUAAUGACCUAUAAACACCCACAUAUCCUGCCUUACAGGGAAAACUUACAAAGGUUACUGGACGACAGAAGCUUUAAGGAAGAGAUAGUGCAUUUCAGCAUUUCAGAAGAUAAUUCUGUAGUGAAAAUGGCCCACCGGGCAGAUUUGUUUCCUAUUCUGAUGAGAAUUCUGUAUGGGCGAAUGAAGAAUAAGACAGGAAGUAAAACUCAGGGGAAGUCCGCUUCAGGUACGCGCACAGCCACUGUGCUGCGCUUCCUUGCCGGGACCCAACCCGAAGAGAUCCAGACAUUCUUAGACCUGCUGUCUGAACCUGUGAAGCACUUUAAGAAUGGGGAGUGCCACACUGCAGUCAUUCAAGCAGCAGAAGAUUUGGAUUUGUCUAGAGUUCUUCCUGUGGGUCGUCAGCAUGGCAUCUUAAAUAGCCUAGAAAUCGUAUUGAAAAACAUCAGUCAUCUGAUCAGUGCAUACCUACCAAAGAUUUUGCAGAUAUUACUGUGUAUGACAGCGACCAUUUCAUGCAUCCUUGAUCAACGAGAAAAGAUACAGCUGAGGUUUAUUAACCCACUGAAAAAUUUAAGACGUCUUGGACUCAAGAUGGUCACGGACAUCUUUUUGGAUUGGGAAUCCUAUCAGUUCAAAACAGAGGAAAUUGACGCUGUGUUUCAUGGUGCAGUUUGGCCCCAGAUCUGCAGACUUGGAUCUGAGAGUCAGUAUUCACCUACUCCUCUGUUGAAGCUCAUUAGUGUCUGGAGCAGAAAUGCAAGAUAUUUCCCUUUUCUGGCUAAACAGAAACCUGGGUGCCCCGAAUGUGAUAUCCUGACCAAUGUCUUUGCAAUUCUCUCAGCAAAGAAUCUGUCUGAUGCCACAGCCAGCAUUAUAAUGGAUGUAGUGGAUGACCUCCUGAGCCUCCCAGAUUUUGAGCCCACAGAAGCAGUGCCCAGCUUGUCAGUAGCUGGCUGUGUGUAUACUGACGUAGCGGGAAACACAGAGGAGCCUAUCACUUUGGGAGGAAGAUUAAUUCUACCUCAUGUGCCUGUAAUUCUGCAGUAUCUCAGCAAAACCACAAUCAAUGCAGAAAAGUUGAAAAAGAAAAAGAAUAGGGCACAAGUCAGUAAGGAACUUGGCAUUCUUUCAAAGAUAAGCAAGUUUAUGAAAGACAAAGAACAGAGUUCUCUGCUCAUUACCCUUCUCCUUCCAUUCCUCCACCGGGGCAGUAUUCUCCAGGAUACAGAGCUUGAUAUUCUGAUGACAGUACAGAACUUGUUACAACAUUGUCUGGACCCCACAAGCUUCCUCAGACCUCUGGCCAAACUCUUUUCAGUUAUUAAGAACAAGUUGUCAAGACAGUUGCUUUGUACAGUUUUCCAGAAUCUUUCUGAUUCUGAAAGUGGACUGAAAUAUAUUGCAGACAUUGUUAAGCUUAAUGCCUUUGAUCAAAGGCAUCUCGAUGACAUCAACUUUGACGUUCGCUUCUCAGCGUUCCAGACCAUCACCUCUUACAUAAAAGAAAUGGAGGUGGUGGAUGUUAACUACCUAAUCCCCGUGAUGCAUAAUUGUUUCUAUAACAUGGAGUUAGGAGAUAUGUCUUUAAGUGAUAAUGCCAGCAUGUGCUUGACAAGUAUCAUCAAAAAGUUAGCUGCCCUGAACGCCACAGAGAAAGAGUACAAGGAGGUCAUUCACCGAACACUGCUGGAGAAACUGAGGAAAGGGCUGAGGAGCCAGACAGAGAGUAUUCAGCAUGAUUAUACCACAAUACUUUCCUGUUUAAUUCAAACAUUUCCAAGUCAACUGGAAUUUAAGGAUUUGGUGCAGCUUACUCAUUCUCAUGACCCAGAAAUGGACUUCUUUGAGAACAUGAAGCACAUUCAGAUCCACAGACGAGCAAGAGCCUUGAAGAAACUGGCCAAGCAGCUUCUGGAAGGGCAAGUCGUGCUCUCUUCUAAAUCCCUGCAGAAUUACAUCAUGCCUUAUGCCAUGACUCCAAUUUUUGAUGAGAAAAUGCUCAAGCAUGAAAACAUAACCAUUGCUGCCACAGAGGUUAUCGGAGCUGUUUGCAGACAUCUCUCCUGGCCAGCGUAUCUCUAUUACUUGAAACAUUUCAUUCAUGUCUUACAGGCUGGCCAGAUCAAUCAGAAGUUGGGUGUCAGUUUACUAGUUAUAGUACUGGAAGCAUUCCACUUUGACUACAAAACUCUUGAAGAAAAAAUGGGAAACAUUAAGAAUGAAGAAAACACAAUUGAAAUAGCUGAGUUAUUGGAGCAUGAAGCCAUGGAAUUAGAGCACAUGGAUGAGGAAGAGAAGGAAAAUACAUGUGAGAGUUUGUCUGACAACAAGGAGGCACUGGGAGUCCCUGAUUCUGAUGGGAUAGCAACUAAGGAACAAGAAUCCAUCUCAAGGUCUGUGUCCUUCCUUCCUCGGAAUAAAGAGGAAUUGGAGAAAACAUCUAAAACCAUCCAAGGGGCCAUAACUGGAGAUAUCCUCCCCAGACUGCAUAAGUGCCUUGCAUCCACGACUAAAAGGGAAGAAGAGCAUAAGCUGGUCAAGUCCAAAGUCGUGAAUGAUGAGGAAGUAGUCCGAGUUCCCCUGGCUUUUGCCAUGGUUAAACUGAUGCGGUCCCUGCCACAAGAGGUCAUGGAGGCAAAUUUGCCCAGUGUUUUGCUGAAGGUCUGUGUCCUCCUCAAGAACAGAGCACAGGAAAUCAGAGACAUUGCACGCAGCACACUCUCCAAAAUAAUAGAAGACCUGGGUGUGCACUUCCUGCAGUAUGUCCUCAAAGAGCUACAGACCACCCUUGUCCGCGGGUAUCAGGUCCACGUGCUCACUUUCACUGUUCACAUGCUGCUGCAAGGCCUCACCAGCAAGCUGCAGGUUGGGGGUUUGGACUCUUGUCUAGAUAUAAUGAUCGAGAUUUUUAACCAUGAAUUGUUUGGUCCCGUUGCUGAAGAGAAGGAAGUGAAGCAGAUUCUCUCCAAAGUCAUGGAGGCACGAAGAAGCAAGAGUUACGAUUCCUAUGAAAUCCUCGGCAAGUUUGUAGGAAAAGAUCAGGUUACAAAACUUAUUCUUCCAUUAAAAGAGAUCCUACAGAAUACCACAAGUUUAAAACUUGCCCGGAAAGUUCAUGAAACCUUACGCCGAAUUAUAGCAGGAUUAAUUGUAAAUCCAGAAAUGACGGCAGAAUCCAUUCUAUUGCUCAGUUAUGGCUUGGUCAGUGAAAAUCUACCACUGCUAACAGAGAAAGAAAAAAAGCCAGCAGCCCCUGCACCAGACCCACGCUUGCCACCCCAGAGCUGCCUUCUGCUUCCCCCAACUCCGGUUCGAGGUGGACCAAAAGCUGUUGUGAGCAAAAAAACCAACAUGCACAUUUUUAUUGAGUCUGGACUUCGGCUGCUACAUCUGAGUCUAAAGACUUCCAAGAUCAAGUCUUCCAGUGAGCAUGUCCUAGAAAUGUUGGAUCCUUUUGUGUCUAUCCUCAUAGACUGCUUGGGUUCCAGGGAUGUGAAGGUGAUCACAGGUGCUUUGCAAUGUCUGAUUUGGGUCCUGAGGUUUCCUCUGCCUUCCACAGAACGCAAAGCAGGACAACUGACGAAACACCUCUUCCUCCUGCUGAAGAACUAUGCGAGAAUCGGGGCUGCACGGGGCCAGAACUUCCACCUGGUAGUGAAUUGUUUCAAGUGUGUGACCAUCAUUGUGAAGAAAGUCAGGUCUUACCAGAUAACUGAGAAACAACUUCAAGUUCUCCUGGGUUAUGCUGAGGAAGACAUUUAUGAUACUUCAAGACAGGCCACUGCAUUCGGGCUUCUAAAGGCUAUUUUAUCAAGAAAGUUACUGGUCCCAGAAAUCGAUGAUAUCAUGAGGAAAGUAUCCAAGUUGGCAAUUUCUGCCCAAAGUGAACCUACCAGAGUCCAGUGCAGACAGGUUUUUCUGAAAUACAUUCUUGACUAUCCCCUGGGUGAGAAAUUGAGACCAAACCUGGAGUUCAUACUGGCUCAACUGAAUUAUGAACAUGAAACUGGGAGAGAGUCCACCUUGGAAAUGAUCGCCUAUCUGUUUGACACCUUCCCUCAGGGACUGCUCCAUGAGAACUGCGGGAUGUUCUUCAUCCCACUUUGCCUAAUGAUGGUCAACGAUGACUCUGCCAUGUGCAAAAGGAUGGCAUCCAUGGCAAUCAAAUCCUUACUUGGUAAGGUCAGCCAGGAGAAGAAAGAUUGGCUCUUUGGUUUGGUGACCUCCUGGUUUGAAGCAAAGAAGAGAUUAAACAGGCAGCUUGCUGCCCUGAUUUGUGGCUUGUUUGUGGAAAGUGAAGGAGUUGAUUUUGAGAGACGACUUAAAACAGUUCUUCCUGUGAUUGAAAAGGAAAUUGAUCCUGAAAACUUUAAAGAUAUCAUAGAGGAGACAGAGGAGAAAGCUGCAGAUCGCCUGCUGUUUGGUUUUCUCAUACUGAUAAGUAAACUCAUCAAGGAAUGUAAUAUUAUUCAGUUUACCAAGCCCUCUGAGACUUUGAAUAAAAUCUGGAGUCAUGUGCACUCUCACCUGAGACAUCCACACAACUGGGUGUGGAUCACAGCAGCUCAGAUUUUUGGAUUGCUUUUUGCCUCUUGCCAGCCAGCAGAGCUCAUUCAAAAGUGGAAAGUCAAAAAAAACAAAAAGAAAUCCUCAGACCCUGUAGCAGUCAGGUUCCUAACAAGUGACCUUGACCAAAAGAUGAAGAGUAUCUCUCUAGCCUCUUGCCAUCAGUUGAAUUCCAAAUUCUUAGAUCAGUCUCUAGGAGAACAGGUUGUUAAGAAUUUACUGUUUAUAGCAAAAGUCUUAUAUUUAUUGGCACCGGAUUCUGAGAACAAACAAGCAGAGAAGAGAGACCUGGAAGAAGAGGCGUGGAGAGAUGCCACGGCCAGAGAGGUGACAGAAUGUGAGGCCACUGCAGACGCGAUGGUAGAGUCCGACAGGGAGGAAAAGGAAGAGCCCAGCAAAGCAGCCACACUGCUGUGGCUGAUCCAGAAGUUGUCCCGGAUGGCAAAACUGGAGGCUGCAUAUUCACCAAGGAACCCCUUAAAGAGAACGUGCAUCUUUAAGUUCCUUGGUGCUGUAGCAGUGGAUCUAGGAGUAGACAGGGUAAAGCCCUAUCUCCCGGUCAUCAUUGCUCCUCUGUUCCGAGAGCUCAACAGCACCUACUCAGAGCAAGAUCCUUUGCUGAAGAAUCUAUCCCAAGAAAUCAUAGAAUUACUCAAAAAGCUGGUUGGGCUUGAGAGCUUCUCGUUAGCCUUUGCCUCUGUGCAGAAACAGGCGUGUGAGAAAAGGGCACUCCGGAAGAAGAGGAAAGCCCUGGAGUUUGUAACCAAUCCUGAUAUUGCUGCCAAGAAAAAGAUGAAGAAACAUAAAAAUAAAAGUGAAGCAAAGAAGAGAAAGAUAGAGUUCCUGCGUCCAGGCUAUAAGGCCAAGAGACAGAAAACGCGCAGCCUGAAGGAUUUAGCAGUGGUGGAGUAAGGUUUCCUGUGCUUAGACCCAGAACUUCUGUCUCACCUGGCCCCAAACCUGAAUUCCUGGGCUAAAAUAAAUCCCAGCAGAUUUUAUUUGAAGUUAAACUUUGAAAGGCAGGUGUGGUGGUUCAACACCCAUAACCCUUGCACUUCGGAAGUUGAGGCAAAAAGGACUGCUUUAAUUAAGUUCAAGGCCCACCUGAACUAGUGAGACCUGGUGUCAAAAAGAAAGUUAAACUUUGGAAUAGAUUUGUAAUAUAUGGUUUAAUGUAAUCAUGCUUGUAUUUCUUAAUAAAAAUGUUUAAUAUUCU
Messenger RNA from Nannospalax galili (Upper Galilee mountains blind mole rat), 8827 nucleotides. RefSeq names its product UTP20 small subunit processome component (gene Utp20). Lineage: Eukaryota; Metazoa; Chordata; Mammalia; Rodentia; Spalacidae. The transcript is spliced from 62 exons. The coding region runs from base 163 to 8523 and encodes 2786 amino acids. Gene Ontology annotation, cellular component: nucleolus; 90S preribosome; small-subunit processome. The record is from RefSeq and is a predicted model, not a curated record.